UUCCCAUCCCUCCCUGUCUCCUGUUCAUUCAGCAUAUUUUUUUUUUAAAUAUAUAUAUAUAUAUAGGUUUUCAUCCAUGAUGGCGGAAGAUAGCGAGUCCGCAGCCAGUCAGCAGAGCCUGGAGCUGGACGACCAGGACACCUGCGGAAUAGAUGGCGAUAACGAGGAGGAGAAUGAACACAUGCAAGGGAGUCCGGGGGGAGACUUGGGGGCUAAGAAGAAGAAGAAGAAACAGAAGAGAAAGAAAGAGAAGCCAAGCUCUGGAGGGGCCAAGUCAGACUCUGCCUCAGACUCACAGGAGAUAAAGAACCCAGGGCUGCCCAUGCAGAAGCUGCAGGACAUCCAGAGAGCCAUGGAGUUGCUGUCCUGCCAGGGACCAGCUAAGAGCARCGAUGAGGCCACCAAACACAAGUACCAGUUCUGGGACACACAGCCAGUACCUAAACUCAAUGAGGUUGUAACCAGCUAUGGGCCCAUGGAGGCUGACAAGGACAACAUCAGACAGGAGCCCUACUCUCUACCACAGGGCUUUAUGUGGGACACUCUGGACCUCAGCAACGCUGACAUGCUGAAGGAGUUGUACACCUUGUUGAAUGAGAACUAUGUGGAGGAUGAUGACAACAUGUUUAGAUUUGAUUACUCACCCAGCUUUCUCAAAUGGGCGUUGCGUCCUCCAGGCUGGUUGCCCCAGUGGCAUUGUGGGGUGAGGGUUUCCUCCAAUAAGAAACUGGUUGGUUUCAUCAGUGCCAUUCCUGCUGAUAUCCACAUCUACGACACCUUAAAGAAAAUGGUUGAGAUCAACUUCCUGUGUGUUCAUAAGAAAUUGCGUUCAAAGCGUGUGGCUCCAGUUCUGAUCCGGGAGAUCACGCGAAGGGUUAACUUGGAGGGUAUAUUCCAGGCCGUCUACACGGCAGGAGUGGUACUUCCCAAACCUGUGUCUACCUGCAGGUACUGGCAUCGUUCUCUGAACCCCAGGAAGCUGGUGGAGGUGAAAUUCUCUCACCUGAGCAGAAACAUGACGCUGCAGAGAACCAUGAAACUGUACCGACUACCAGACAGCACUAAGACCCCGGGCUUGCGAGCGAUGGAGAGGCGUGAUGUGCGUCAGGUGACGGAGCUGCUGCAGAAACACAUGAGACGUUUCCAGCUGGCGCCRUCUAUGUGCGAGGAGGAAGUGGCACACUGGUUCCUCCCUCAGGACAACAUCAUAGACACAUUUGUAGUGGAGGGUGCCGGUGGUGUGUUGACAGACUUCACUAGUUUCUACACCCUGCCCUCCACAGUGAUGCACCAUCCACAGCACAGAAGUCUAAAGGCUGCUUACUCCUUCUACAGCGUUCACACACACACUCCACUACUGGACCUGAUGAAUGARACUCUCAUACUGGCCAAACUGAAAGGCUUUGAUGUGUUUAAUGCUCUGGACCUGAUGGAGAACAAGGUGUUUCUGGAGAAGCUCAAAUUUGGUAUCGGAGACGGCAACCUGCAGUAUUACCUUUUUAACUGGAAAUGUCCCCCCAUGGACCCCGACAUGGUUGGCCUUGUUCUUCAAUAACUAGUCUGUCUGUAACUGCUACACACUCAGAGGUCAAAGGUCUUCUUUGACCCCUAACAUCGCUCUACCUGGACACACAGGUAGUCCCAAACUAGAAGAAGACAAUGACAACAAUCAACCAAUCAAAGUGAUCGGGAGGUGUGCAUCACUUUAAGCAUCUCUCCUGGAUCAUUUUUAUCAUGGAGAACAUUCUCUCUGCUCACCCGGAACUGAGAACUCUUUUUAACCAUCAACAUCCUGAAUGUGAAGUCAUGCUCUGCCUGAGACAGACUCUUGUACAGUACACACACACUACAUGAAGAGAAGGAAGACUUGCAUCCAAAAUGUUUUUCUUGUUUUKUUCAAAAAGGUGCAUUGGUAACUGUGUUUGUUGYACAGUGCAGAAAUGUAGUAACCUGUACAUUUAAUGCCAGAACAUAUUUAUUCCUGUAGUGUGMGAUAUGGGGGGUGGGAGAGGAAAGAUUCAACUAGCGUAGAUGUUAUUGACUUUGGUGUUCCUAUGAACGGUUAGGAGGGGAUUCUAGGGAUUUUUGAGGAAGAAUGUAUUUGAAGCACAAAUCUUAAGUUCUUAACUGAGUGAAAGGCUCCUUAACAACCCCAGGUGCAUUUUAUAUAUCGAUUAUUUCUGUUUUGUGUGUUUAGGUUUUUCAAUAUCUGAGUGUUUGAGAAACAUAAAAUGCAGGAUGGGAAUUUUAUUAUUUAAAAACUUUAAAAAAAAUUGGUGUUUUGUGCAGCUAAAAGCAUAUAUUAUUUUAAUAAGGUCCCAAUUUUUUUCCCGGGCACAAUUCUGAUAUUUAGGAUUGUGCUUAUAUGUUGUGUGUUCUGUCACCAUUCCUCCCAUGUCUGUCAGUAUUUGUUAAAACCCCUUAAUCAAACCGGCAUCUUCACCUAUAAAUAAAGGUACUGGGUUGGAGUAUCA
This is a messenger RNA of Salvelinus sp. IW2-2015, 2474 nucleotides long. RefSeq names its product N-myristoyltransferase 2 (gene nmt2). Gene Ontology annotation, biological process: N-terminal peptidyl-glycine N-myristoylation. Lineage: Eukaryota; Metazoa; Chordata; Actinopteri; Salmoniformes; Salmonidae. The record is from RefSeq and is a predicted model, not a curated record. Gene Ontology annotation, cellular component: cytoplasm. Gene Ontology annotation, molecular function: glycylpeptide N-tetradecanoyltransferase activity.